AUGGAGAAAAGAUCUAAUUCAAGGAACGACGAUGAUCGUACUAGAGAUGGACCAGCUGACGAGACUCAAGGUACUUGUUCAUCUGCGUGUCAAGAGCCGACAACCUCGUAUCGAAAUCGUAUAGAUGCGGAUCAAUCCAAGACGCUCUCCGAAACCAGCAGUCACGAUAAAGUGCCUAGUAUAACCACUGGACUUCCCACUAUUUCUGACCAUAUCCCAGACCCAUACAUCCUGUCUCAAACCUCUACUCGCCAACCUAAGUUGCCUUCUAAAAUUCCAAGCACUUCAAAUGGCUCAAUCCAAAAUCGCUUGCUAUUAACUAGCAUCCAACCUCUUGCGAACUUGGCGACUUUCUCAUUGUUUUCAAAGUUUCCCUUUAAGAUACGACGAAUGAUAUGGAAAAAGACUUUGCCUAGCCCAAGGAUUAUUCUGAUACGGUCUAUUCUGAGCAAGUGGCCCCUUCGAAAUACCAUCAGACCUCUAAGAAAUUAUAAUACAUAUAAAUCUAAUUACGCUAUGCCAAAUGCAAUGCUAGCGUGUAAGGAAGCUUUAGACGUGAUCUUAGAAGAGUCUCAAUUGGUGCGAAAAGAAUUUAUCUGUAAAGAUAUUCCAGGACCAUGCCUGCAGAGCAAGAUUGUUUUGAAUUUCGAAACCGAUUCGAUAUACCUUGAGACGGACGACGAACUAGCGAACUCAGCUAUUCACUAUGCGAGAAGAUGGCGUCCCAUUGCAAUAUUUUUGGAUAUCUGGUUUGAUUUUCGGUUUUGGACAAAAAUCUCGCAUCUCAUCCUCUCAAUUCCUGAGGCGUACAAAGACAGAUACAAUAGCGAUGACUUUCGAAAAUAUCUCAGGAACAUAUUUGCGUUUAUUGAAGGACUGAUCCGCGUAACUUUCGUCCUUGCAGACAAGACAGAGCAUUUACCAUACGCACAGAGAGAUCUUGCAUUAGAGUACCCAAUGGAUAUUGACUACGCUCUGAAUUUAUACGCAAAGCACCCCCGGGAAGUGUCGCGCGAGGAAUCAUCGAGGCUUGGGGAUUGGCACAAAGAAUAUUCUGCAAGCUUUGUCGAUUUUGAUAUGGAUGCUCUGAGAGAACAUCCAUACCGGAAUGAUUGGACUUCUGCUAGGAGGCCGGUAAUUAUUCCUGGAGAUGCAGUUGUCGAUUUUAAAAUUAUAGUUGAAAGGGAGAAGUCUGAAGAGUUGGCGAGAAGAAAGGAAAGAUAUAAUGCAGUGAAGAGACAAAUUGCUGAAGAAGAAGAUAUAUCAUGGCAUGAUGUUUGCUAUGAGGGGCCUGCUAGGGAAAACCAGAUGAUGUUAUGA
Messenger RNA from Botrytis byssoidea, 1320 nucleotides. RefSeq lists its product as uncharacterized. The record is from RefSeq and is a predicted model, not a curated record. Bases 1 to 1320 code for a protein of 439 amino acids. NCBI's taxonomy places the organism in Eukaryota, Fungi, Ascomycota, Leotiomycetes, Helotiales, Sclerotiniaceae. The transcript has 2 exons.